UCCAGAUAGAAAACAUCAGCCAACGCUGAGUUGGCCAUACAACCACCCAAACAUGGACCGUAAAAUGUUGAAUCGCUUGCUUGAAGUAUCGUUGAUCAAACAAUUUGCUUCACUUCCUUGACUUGUGCCUGGUUUGGUUUCAGACGUUUGACCUUUACCUGGCACCAGCCGGAGUUCAGGGGCCUCAAUCAAGUGCAUUUGAAGCGCAGCUGGUGUUCUUCUUCGGACCGCAGCUGUACUCAUGGAGCAUUAGUCGGACAUAGGAAUGUCCGAAGCGGGGACAGAUCCAAAUCUGCCUGGUGGUGCCUCCAAUGAGGCCCACGGGGCCCAUGGCACGGCCAAGUUCCAGCGGGCCCUGGAUCGAAACCGCCGCUUGCAGAGGAAGCGUGAAAACACGAAGAAGCUUUCACAUCCUCAUCCGCAUGGCUUUCACCAGGUCCCCACAAAGACUCCAUGGACCUCCGCCCAACGGCGGACAAAGCCUCACCGCAGCGCCCGCGCGCUCAUGAGGACCUGCUUGGCGAAGGGAUCAAUGGCGACGUGCACUGAUGUCCCAAGCGUUUACUUGGGCCGAGGCAGCCGCUCAAGGAAGCUGGCCCGAAAGCCUUCGGUGACCCCGCUGCUGAGCCUCCAGCAGGAUAUGUCCUUGCGCCCUGCGCAGGGAAUUGACUGGAUUGAUGAGACGGAACAGGAGACUCCCAGCGAGCCAAGCUGUGAUUGCUCAACAGUGGCAAAGGCUCUUGAGGCCCUAAAGGACAAGGCUUGGGAGCGCGAACGACGUCCCAUUCUCUUAGCGCUUGAGCAGCUGAUGGCUGAUCCAAGCAAUCUUCCACGCCUUGUCGACAUGGAAGGUGUGAAGGUGGUAUUGGACUGUUUACAACAGGAUGCAGCUGUGGCAAGUGGGCUGCUCACCAUGGUUACACGAAAUGCCAAAGGUCGAGAGCAAGUGAUGGCUGCAGAUGGUGUCAGGUUGCUAGUAACAGCUAUGCGCCACAGCCAAAGCUGGGAGGUGCAAGAGAAUUGCUGUAAGGCCUUGAAGGAGCUCGCUGUUUCGGAGGCUUCCGCGCGGGAGCAGCUUAAGGACGACGGCUUGCAGGUCGUCCUGGAUGCUAUGAAGAAACAUUUAUCAGUGGCGCGGGUACAGGUCGCUGCCUGUGGGGUGCUGCGGAAUACGUGCGCCUGCAGCAGCAAGUACCAAGCUCACCUGAUCUCCCUUGGAGCCGGACAACGAGUGCUACAAGGGAUGGCCCGCCACAACAAGGAUGCAACAGUGCAAUGUGCGUGCUGCUGGGCGCUGUUCUGCCUUUGUGCACAGAAGUGUCCGCUGCAGCAAGAGAUGGCUCGUCAGGGUGCUCUGCCUGCCGUCUUGCGCGCAAUGCGUUUGGCAAAUCCGAAGGUACAAGAGGCUGGAUGCUGGGUUUUAAGAGAGCUGGCUACCACCUUGACCUCCAAUGUGCAGCUGUGGCUUGAUGUGGUGCAGGCUGUAUCAACUGCCAUGCGAGACCAUGCUGGACAGGAGGUGCAAAAGGCUGGUCUAGCGGCUCGCCAGCGUUUGGCCCUGCGCGGCUUCAAGCUGACACAAUUGCAAGCUCAGCUGGUCAGGCCUUCCAUCGUGAAACGACGCCGAUCACUUGGCCCCGUGCUUUCUCCGAUUCCGGAGUAGGCUGUGAAGUACACAGGGCACAGUGGACCGAUCCGCUUACACUCGCGGCCAUGGCGUGGCCAGCGAUUCUGGGCCAAUCCGCCAUGGCUGAAGCGACUUGUGGUAGGCAUAGGUGACAUAGGAG
Durusdinium trenchii is the source of this 1787-nucleotide messenger RNA. The record is from the annotation of a GenBank genome assembly. NCBI's taxonomy places the organism in Eukaryota, Dinophyceae, Suessiales, Symbiodiniaceae.